AUGGAGGACUCAGCCAAGGAUCGCCGUCCCCACAUCAACACCGCCAUCUUCAAUCAAGCUAUACCUCCCAAAUACCCGUCCGCGUCCUAUCUCCCGUCUCGCUCGUCGCAGAACGCAUUCCAGACAACGGAUGCGUCACCUUCGCCCGACACUGCUGUCCCUACAGGCGGCCGCUGGCGCUUCAACAACAGUGGCCAGCUUGUCGAUAAAGACGCCGAAGCUGCUUCUUGGGAGCUUGCCGAUGAAAUCGUUCGCUUGAAGAUCAGCAACGGUAUUGAUAGUGGUGACGACUUGCACAGCGCGAUUCGCACGCCGCCCAAGAACAAGGGUGCUGCCGCGAUCGUCCAAGUACACGAGACCAGUCCUCUGGAGACUUCCUCUGACGCCAGCAUCGACUCCGGCUCGUCGCCCAAUCCCUCGGACCAGCAUCUCAACAUCGCGUCGCACUCUCGCGAGUCGUCGACCGACACAGCCUCGUCGAGCCGACUUUCCGGGAAUAACAACACGUUGCAGUCGCAGAGUCUCAAGGUCAACACGAGCGAACAUCGGGAUCGUCCGCACUCCUUCAGUGGCGGCCUUUCGAGCGCGGACCUUCGCCGCCUGCAGACCGCUGGCGACAAUCCUUCGGACGGUAACCAGGACCAGUGGGGCUCUGGCAUCAUGUCCGCUGUCGACAGACCUGAGCAGACGACAUACCCGUCGCUGACUGGCUAUGGAGCUCCUCAAGGAUCGAGGCACGGACCCUCGCGUCAGGACGAGUUCCAAGUCGACUACGCUAUUCCACAGCGCCAGUACCAGUCCGACGAUACCCACGGCCAGAACCCCACUUUCCCCGGUUCGCGAAACGUCAACGCUAUGCCCUCUUACCGCCCUCAACCUCAGCCCCAGCAGCCUCGUGGCUUCAACCCUCAGAUGCAGGGUAUGGUUCCGAAUGCCGCGAACGUUGGCUACGGUGCUCCGGCUCCUUCCCAUACGUCUCAUCUCUCGCUCGGCAGUACCCAGCAGCUGUAUGACAUGAUGGUCCCGCUCCACGACAACCCCGCUCUCGCUCGUGUCCAACAGCAGCACAACGUGUUCCGUCCCGCUCACCAGCACUCGACGUCCGAUCCCCUGCACCUCCGUGAGGCUGCCGCCGCGAUGAUGAAUGGCGGUAUGGCUCCGUUCGCCGCGCCUGGGAUGUAUCCUGCUGCUAUGCCCCCGCAGGCGAUGGGGAUGUAUCCUAACCAGUUCUACCCUCCGCAAGACGGUUACCAAAAUCCCGGCGUCGCCGCUCAGGUCAUGGCCGCUGCUCGUCUCCAAUCUCAGUACCCUGGGUACGGUGUCGGCAUGCCCGCGCAGGAGCUUCAGUCGGGCCUGACCAGCCCCAGUGGUAGCUUGAAUGGAUCGCUUUCCGUCGACCCCAGCGGCAACGGCCCGAGCGCUAACAACCGCAAGUUGGGGCUGUACAAGACUGAGCUGUGCAGGAGCUGGGAGGAGAAGGGUACUUGUCGUUAUGGACCGAAGUGUCAGUUCGCGCAUGGUGAGGAGGAGAUUCGCAAGGUGUCUCGCCACCCUAAGUACAAGACCGAGAUCUGUAGGACCUUCUGGGUGUCUGGCUCGUGUCCCUAUGGCAAACGUUGCUGCUUCAUCCACACUGAGCUCCCUGCUUCUGGUGCUCCGCCUGGCGCGGAUGGUGCCCCUCCUCCGAAGGUGACCGAGGCCACUCGCAGUCGCUCAGACAGCGACUCCAACGAGCCUCCGGUCUCGCUCCUCGCCCGCAUCUCGGCCAAGCGCAACCAGGACAACACCAACGCCGCCGCGAACGCCACACCGACGAACACCCACUCGAACGACUCGUCUCCCAAUGGGUACCAGUCUGGUUCGCGUCCGCCCACCGGAGCUCUUCGGGUCGAUACCUCGUCGCUUGACCAGCCCAACCUCAAGCACCAGAACAAGUCUGCGUAUCCUUCGUUCGCCGCGAACGGGGUCUUGUUCGCCAAUGAGACGUCGGGCAAUAGGUCGCCCGGUCCCGUCACGGCUGGUCCUGAUCUGGGUCCCCGCUCGAGGCCUGACUUUGCUUCGUACACGCAGACGCAGUCGCGCUUGAACAACAGCACCAGUUCCUCCAACUCUAAUAUUCGCCACUCGUACACCGGGUCAAACGAAAUGAACACUCCUGCUGCGUCAGGCCACACUUCUCCCUUCCCCGGCGAGAACGCGAACAAUAGCACGGGGCGCGUCGGUGGCCACUCUCGGGGCUCCAGCGUCGGGAACUGGGGUGGCGUCUCGCGUAGCGGUCAUCUCGCCGCUCCCUCACCCUUCGGUGGGCCUCAGUCUGCCAACCCGGGUGCUGAGGUUCAGGCGAGGUACAACACGCCGUGGUUGUCGCCUGAAGUUGGGCCGUCGCGAUAUGCUGAGAAGGGCUGGGCGUAA
This is a messenger RNA of Stereum hirsutum FP-91666 SS1, 2412 nucleotides long. RefSeq lists its product as uncharacterized. The record is from RefSeq and is a predicted model, not a curated record. Gene Ontology annotation, molecular function: mRNA binding; metal ion binding. The coding region runs from base 1 to 2412 and encodes 803 amino acids. The transcript has 5 exons. Lineage: Eukaryota; Fungi; Basidiomycota; Agaricomycetes; Russulales; Stereaceae.